Messenger RNA from Branchiostoma belcheri (Belcher's lancelet), 1609 nucleotides. RefSeq names its product neutrophil cytosol factor 4-like. The record is from RefSeq and is a predicted model, not a curated record. NCBI's taxonomy places the organism in Eukaryota, Metazoa, Chordata, Leptocardii, Amphioxiformes, Branchiostomatidae. The transcript is spliced from 12 exons. Gene Ontology annotation, biological process: superoxide anion generation. Gene Ontology annotation, molecular function: superoxide-generating NADPH oxidase activator activity; protein binding; phosphatidylinositol binding. Bases 140 to 1354 code for a protein of 404 amino acids.
UUCCGCAUUCCUCGCAUUCAAGAUGGCCGCCUGGUGCUAACAUUUUUCGACGAUGCUCAGAGUUUCUUGCUCUGCAAACUCUUUUUCUUGCCUUCCUCGCUACACCCUUAGUUUUCUGAAAUGAGCUGACGAACGGACAAUGCCGAGACCCAUCAGAAGUAGAAGUGUCCGUGGGGCGACCCCAGACAACGUGGCAGUGGCUGCCAAGAUAACUGACCUGGAGAAGAGAAGAGGCAUCACCAACUACUAUGUUUACGUGACGGAGGUGACCCUGAACAAUGGCAGUUCCUACCAGAUCUUCCGUCGGUACAGCCAGUUUGAUUCACUACAGGUGUAUCUGCUGGCCAGGUUCCCGAUUGAAGCCGGGGACAUCGAUGAAAAGGACCGCGUCCUCCCUUCACUACCUGGAAAGAUCUACUUUGGCAGAAGUGCCAUCCGUGAGGUGGCAGAGAGACGUCUGCCUGAGCUGAACAAGUACAUGACGGAGCUGUUGUCCCUGGACCCUAAGAUUUCCCGCGAUCCGGACGUUCGUCUGUUCUUCAGUCAGACGGAGAGCGACGUUCUCGCCCUGGAGAACCGUGAGAAGCAGGGCAUCGUGGGUAGCGCUCAUCAGACGAGUCUGAAACCUUCUCUCAACUCCAAUGGUGCAAACAAAACUUCUCCAAGAUCCAAAGUGAAACCAUUCCGUCCCAGACCACCUGUUCCUAGACGGCCAUCCAAACCCCCGUCUAUUGUCAAAGGUCCCAGGGCUAAGGUUCUGUAUCCGUUUGAGGCCAGAACUGAAGAUGAGCUGUCGCUGACUGCCGGUACUACAGUCAGUCUCCUGCACAGGGUCAACCAGGACUGGAUAGAGGGCAGAUACAACAUGAAGACUGGACUGUUCCCUGCUGUGUAUGUGGACAUCAUCGAGGAUCUGGAUGAAGACCAGGAGGAGGGAGAGGAUGAGUGGGAUGAUCCAGAGCCGGUCGCUGUGAUUCGCUGUCACUACUCGGGUGGAGUCAGGGACAUUGAAGUACACCCAACCUUUGUUGAGAAGCCAGCAUACAACGAACUGCUAACUUUAGUCAGACAAUCCCUGAAUCGUCAGGAUCUGGUGAUGAACUACCUGGAUCGCGAGGGGGAUCUGAUCCGGAUCAAGGAUCAGGACGAUGUGGAUCUGAUGAUCGACCAGUCACAGAAGAAGACGUUACCCCGUCAGCUAAGCCGUCAGCUGAGCAGCAGUCUGUACGUCCCGUGGGAGGUCCACGCGACCUUGGAGAAGGACUACUCUGUCUAUCACGUCAAGGUCAUGUCUCCCAGAAGGCCUGAACAGAAUCUACAGCCAACCAGUCCAGUAUGGCACAUGCCAGAUUGAUGUAGAAAGCUGACUACCAACUGGCCACUAAAAUUACUUCAUAGAGCAGUAUUAAUAUAAAUUUUAAUAUGGAUUUUCAUAUGGAUAUCAACAUAUCAUUUUUGACAACCAUUAUCUAACACAAAACAAAAUUAACAGUAGGGUAUAACUGUCCAAUAGUAAUAUAUCAUCAUCAGAAAUUAUAUAUCAUUAAGUAAUAUCACAGUAAUGUAAAACAAUGCAACAAGGUAUUUUUUUUCAUCUGGAGCUGUGUUA